Messenger RNA from Papaver somniferum (opium poppy), 1353 nucleotides. RefSeq names its product GDSL esterase/lipase At1g71250-like. Lineage: Eukaryota; Viridiplantae; Streptophyta; Magnoliopsida; Ranunculales; Papaveraceae. The record is from RefSeq and is a predicted model, not a curated record. Gene Ontology annotation, molecular function: hydrolase activity, acting on ester bonds. The transcript is spliced from 5 exons. Bases 66 to 1187 code for a protein of 373 amino acids.
AUCAAUCACAGUAUAUAUCCUCAAAAUGCCACUCACUGUCAAGAACUAAUUUAAUCACUGUCAAUAUGGGAAGAACAAAAACAAUUAAAGAUGUUGAUAGACUGUUACCGGUUACCCUUGUUGUCGUAGCUCUUCUCCAGUGUGUUGCUAAUAUUGAAGUUGUUGUUGGAGCACCAACGGUACCAGCAAUGUUUGUGUUUGGAGAUUCAUUAGUUGAUCAUGGAAAUAACAACUAUUUGAGUUCCAUAGCUAGAGCUAACUACAUGCCUUAUGGAAUUGAUUUUAAUGGUUGGCCUACUGGGAGGUUCUCUAAUGGAAGGACCAUAAUUGAUAUUCUAGCGGAUAAACUGGGAAUACCUUAUAUUCCAGCGUUUGCUGAUCCAACCACAAGGGGUUCUAAAUUACUUGGUGGUGUGAAUUAUGCUUCAGCAGCGGCAGGCAUUCUUGAUGAGACUGGCCAACAUUAUGGACAAAGGUUUAGUUUGGGCACACAAGUACUGAACUUCCAGAGCACAUUGGAUCAACUAAGGAGUCAGAUGGGGAAUGGAAGGAACCUGACCCAAUACCUAGCCAAAUCCAUUGCUGUUAUGGUCUUUGGUAGUAACGAUUACAUCAACAACUUCCUUAUGCCUUCUAUGUAUCCUUCCAGUUUUAACUACAGCCCUGAGGAUUUUGCCAACCUUCUCCUCAACCACUACACCCGCCAGAUUCUGGCCUUGUACAGUGUAGGACUACGGAAGUUCUUGCUAGCAGGUAUAGGCCCAUUGGGAUGCAUUCCAAACCAGAGAGCCUCUGGUCAGGCACCAAGGGGACAGUGUUUUCAGCAUGCAAACGAGAUACUCGGAACAUUUAAUGUAGGGCUCCGAACACUUGUGAAUCAACUCAACGCUAACCAUCCCGGAUCUAUAUUUGUAUACGCCAAUACUUAUGGUGCAAUGGGUGAUAUUCUCAACAAUCCUGCUAUGUACGGAUUCAACACUGUUGACCAUGGUUGUUGCGGAGUUGAGGGCAGUGGACGCAUAACUUGCCUUCUUGGGUCCAUGCCAUGCCCAAACAGAAAUCAGCACGUCUUUUGGGAUGCCUUCCAUCCAACACAAGCUGUCAAUGCAAUCCUUGCAGAACGACUUUGGAUGGGUCCACCUGCUGAUUGCUAUCCAAUCAACAUGCAACAAAUGGCUCUAAUAUAAACUACAACAAUGAAUAUGUACCUGUAACCCACAUGCUUUUAUAUAAGAUUGGUAAAACAUAAAGGAUGCUCAUCAUGUAUACCUUUGUUCUUGUCAUGUGAUUUGAAAGAAAUUUGAAUCCUGAAUAUGUUUUGUUGGUAAAUUAUUUGCCAAGAAUUGCAGCCAA